Ascoidea rubescens DSM 1968 is the source of this 2841-nucleotide messenger RNA. RefSeq lists its product as uncharacterized. Gene Ontology annotation, biological process: regulation of DNA-templated transcription; DNA-templated transcription. NCBI's taxonomy places the organism in Eukaryota, Fungi, Ascomycota, Saccharomycetes, Ascoideales, Ascoideaceae. The transcript has a single exon. Gene Ontology annotation, molecular function: zinc ion binding; DNA binding; DNA-binding transcription factor activity, RNA polymerase II-specific. The coding region runs from base 1 to 2841 and encodes 946 amino acids. The record is from RefSeq and is a predicted model, not a curated record.
AUGAACUCCUUCUCCAACAGCAAAAAACGAAGGGUUUCUAAAGCCUGUAACUUCUGCCGCUCAAGAAAGAUCAAGUGUGACGGCUUGUUCCCUUGCAAAAGCUGCUCCCAUUUCAAGGUCACUUGUGAAUAUAUCGAACAGGAAAGAUCCAAGAAAUAUGUCUCAAAAUACGAUAUACUAGAGAAAAAACUAGAUAAUAUUACUUCUGUCCUUCAAGUCUUGCUCAAAUCCUCUGCUGUUUCUAACAAUAUAAGGAAAUCCUUGGAAAACUUAUUGGGCAGUUUUCCCAGCGACAAUGACUGCGAUUUGAGUAAUGAUGAUGAUUUCAAAUUGAUUCACUCGAAGAGCUCCAUUAUCGAUUCUUCUUCUACUGAGGAUUUUCCCUCAAACGCUCCAAAUAAACAAGAAAUCGACCAAAAGUGCUUGGAUAACAUAUCUGGCAUCUCCAAUGAUACUUUAAGCUUUCAAAACACAAUUCCUUAUCAUUGUACCUACUCUAUUUUUUCCAAUAGAGGCUUGGAUUGGUUGCAAGAAAAAUUAAACCCUCUAGAUAUUGAUUCCUAUCUCGAAAUCUCUGCCAGUUUGCAGGAUCUAUCUGCUGAUAUCCGUAAACUCAACUUGGUUGAAUCAAAACUCUGGAUAGAAUCUUGUACCAAAAAUAACGUUGUUCCCAUUCCUAGAAUUGAAAUUGUAAAGCUAUUUCUUGAUUUAAACUCACUUUUAAAAGGUCCUGUUCUUCUAUUUUCCAAUCAAGAAUUUGCUGAAAUCUUUGAACAUUACUUUUUAUUUAUAAAUAAAAAUCAAAAUGAAAAACUAAGUUACUCAGAUUUUCUAAUAAUGAACGUCAUCAUUGCCUUUGGUGCCUCAAUUGGCCUUCAAUUAAUUCAUUCUAAAAACAGGUCUCAUAUUGUUACCGAUUUACUAAAAAAAUAUAAAUUGAAUUUAACUGAAGCUCAUUUUAAAGAAUUGAUGGACACCCAUUAUAUGAACUCCAUUUAUUUUUUUCAAAAAAUUUCAAUUAUUGGCGACGGUCUAAAAGCCAUUAAAGGUAUUAUUUUCCUCUAUUUUUAUGACACUCUCUCUACUUAUGGUGCAAAUCAUUUAUUACUAUCAACUGCCAUUAGAUUAGCUCUACAACUAUCUCUACACAGAAAGGAAUCUUAUGAUGGUUUGAGUCCCAGGCACAUUAUUGAAAAAAAAAGAAUUUGGUUCAUCUUAUAUUAUCUUGACAAUUGUAUGAGAAUGGGAAAACCCCAAAUUAUAAAUGAUGUUGAUGUCAGUUCAAUGGACGAAAACCACCUCAAGUAUUUUGCAUUGCUUGGUUCUGACCCUACAAUAAAUAUUAAAUCAAUUAAAUUGGUGUUAGGUAUUAUAGGAAACAUGUCAAAUGAAAAACUAAAAGAGAGUCUUGAUAAAAUCGCCAGAAGAGAUGACACCGGCUUGGCAACUGUACUUUCUUUUUAUCGUAUAAAACUCUCUAAAAUUUGUUCAAAAACAUAUACAACUUUGUUUUCUGCAAAUGCAUUAAAGGGAAAAUCCUUAAUGGAUAUUGUUCGUUCCAUCGAUGAUUUAAAUACUGGUUUAAAUAAUUGGCAGGAUUCAUUACUUGAUAUCUUUAAAAAAGACAUUGUCUUGGGUAGUGAUGAUUACAACACUGAAAAUGAUCCUUUAGCUCCAUAUGGUGAUGAUAGUGCUGAAUAUUUGUUUGACGAAAAGUACUACAAUGUAAUUGAGCUAAAAUUUGCCUAUUAUUAUCAUUCAUUAGUUAUUAAUAGAAUGGCUUUUCAAAUUCCUAAUGGGAUAGGUCUAAAGACAAAAUUGCAACCAAACCCUGAACAACAGUCUAAAUUAACUGAAAAAAUACAACAUCAAUGCUUGCUAAGAUACUUAAAUGCUGCUAGAGAAAUGAUUAAACUUACAAGAAAAGUUUUUAUCAUCGAUAGAGAUGCGUUUUCUCAAACUAUCAACUGGUUGUUUUUCUAUCCCAGCGUUGCUUUUAUUACUCUAUUUAGCUACAUUAUCCAAUUUCCUAAAGCUGCAACUAUUAAAGAUGAUAUACUAUUAAUGAUACAAUGUUGUUUUGAUUACAUGAAUUGUUUUGGUUUUAAAAAAAGGCAUGAAUUAGAAGAAAAUCAUGCCAUCCUAAAAACAGUAAUUAAAAAAAUGGUUACAAUUGCAGUUAAAGCCUAUAAUAACAAUAACUCCUCUAACGAUGUUGAUGAGCUUUUCAACCAAACAGUUAGAUUAUAUUUUCAAAAAGAAAAUGAAUUUUCUGAAUUUACUGCUAACUUGUAUGCUACUAACUCUCGACCUCAAAAUACACAUUGUGAGUUCUAUGAGAAAGGCAUACAUAAAUUUUUGAGUGGUCAAUCAAUUAUUACUAGAAACAUGAUAGAUAAACCGUUGAACAAUCUCCAAAAUGAGCAGACUGGUAAUAAACAAAUCAAUAAUAAUCCAAUUAAUAAUCCAAUUAAUAAUCCAAUCAAUAAUCCAAUCAAUAAUCCAAUCAAUAAUCCAAUAAAUAAUUCAAUCAACAAUCCAGUUGAUCAACAAUUCAAUAUUGACGGAAACAAUGGACUGCAUGACUCAUUUCUCACAACAAUCAAUAGUGCCAGUGUUGAACAACAACUGUUUCUCAACCUGUUUGAUUAUACUUUAAAUUAUCCUAAAUCUACACAACUUCCACCAGUUUCAACCAUAUUAAAUGGAAAUCCUUUUGACCUGGACCAAGCAUUGGGUUUUAACAUUGAUGAUUUUUUAUUUGAAAACAUGGAAAGACCACCUGCAAACAACUUGUUUGAUGUAAUGUUUAAUAUACCUGAUUUUCCUGCUGAUGAUUAA